ACAAAGGCAAACAAUCAAGAAGCACGUCGUUUGUAACGCCAACGGCCAACCUCAUCUUCCUCUGUUCCUCUCACUUAAUAAAAAAAUCCUCUCGUCAACCUCGUCGCACCUAAAUCGAUGUCUCUUCAACUGUGGGAUACCUUCAAAGAAUCAAUCACAGCAUAUACAGGUCUCUCUCCGGCUACUUUCUUUACAGUUAUUGCUCUUGGCCUUGCUGUGUACUACACGCUGUCCAGUUUAUUUAGGUCGUCUGGUGAUGACCAUCCAAGUCUGAGGUCAAGAGGGUUUGAAGAGAAGAUGGAGCCGCUUCCACCUCCAGUUCAACUUGGUGAAAUCACUGAUGAAGAGUUGAAACUUUAUGAUGGGUCUGAUCCAGAAAAGCCUUUGCUCAUGGCUAUAAAGGGUCAGAUCUAUGAUGUUUCACGGAGCAGGAUGUUCUAUGGACCGGGUGGACCUUAUGCCUUGUUUGCAGGAAAGGAUGCCAGUCGUGCCCUUGCGAAAAUGUCUUUUGAAGAUAAAGAUCUCAACGGUGAUCUCACUGGCCUAGGUAUGUUUGAGCUCGAAGCCUUACAAGAUUGGGAAUAUAAGUUUAUGAGCAAAUAUUUCAAGGUCGGCACUGUCAAAAGUUCUGUGCCAGUGAGUGAUGGAGCGACUGAAGGACAAACGGUAGAGGCAACUGAGGGUGAUGCUGCUAAGCCUGCUGAAGAUGGCCCUUCAGCAGUUCUUGAGAAGGAAGCUGCAGCUGCUGAUAAUGCUGAAAAGAAAGAAUGAGUUCUUAUCUAUUAGCGAAGUGGGGAGGACGGAGAGAGCCAUUUUUUAUGGAAAUGAAAAUAGAUUAUAAUGGUUGGCUGCUGCUGCUUUACUGUAAUGAAUUCGAUUUAGUAUCCUGUUUGUCGAUUUAAAUAAUGACAGAGGCUUCUUAAAUCUGUAUUUGUAUUAGUUAUUUGCGUAUUAUGCUCUUAUUUCAUUCAAUUUAGCCGAUAUAUCGAGCUAACCUUGUGCUUAAAUCCUUGAUGUGUAUUGAUGGAGUUCGUGGCCAGGUUAUCGGAGUUCAAA
Olea europaea var. sylvestris is the source of this 1056-nucleotide messenger RNA. RefSeq names its product membrane steroid-binding protein 2-like. Bases 118 to 771 code for a protein of 217 amino acids. Gene Ontology annotation, cellular component: membrane; endomembrane system. NCBI's taxonomy places the organism in Eukaryota, Viridiplantae, Streptophyta, Magnoliopsida, Lamiales, Oleaceae. The transcript has 2 exons. The record is from RefSeq and is a predicted model, not a curated record.